This is a messenger RNA of Plasmopara halstedii, 1881 nucleotides long. RefSeq names its product early endosome antigen 1-like. Lineage: Eukaryota; Oomycota; Peronosporomycetes; Peronosporales; Peronosporaceae. The transcript is spliced from 6 exons. Gene Ontology annotation, molecular function: metal ion binding. Bases 1 to 1881 code for a protein of 626 amino acids. The record is from RefSeq and is a predicted model, not a curated record.
AUGGCGUCGCUCUUCGGCAAACUCCCGUCAGCGGCUAUGCGCAAUUACGGCCAUAGUACGGCGCUUGUGAGUACUGCGAAUAGCAAUUGUGAGCGUACACUUCAAUGGGUGUAUGACGAUGAAACUAGUAAUUGUAUGCUCUGUAAUACGCUUUUUACAAUGAUUACGCGCAAGCACCAUUGUCGACGCUGUGGAAAUGUCAUUUGUCAUAAUUGCUCGCCACAUAAGCGCCGAAUUUCGUCUACCGACCCGUUUCCUAUGAGGGUUUGCAACACGUGCUAUGCUGCGGUUGAUGAACAUUUUGCGUUAUUGGAGUGGUCUGGCCAUUCUUCCUCAGAGAUUCAUAGCAAACCAGAUCCUGUAAUUGAAGGCCGAGUGCAUGUCGGGCAGUUGUAUGUAAAAGUAGUUGAAGCCAUUGGAUUACCGUCAACCGACUCAAUCACAAGCGACCCAUUUGUGCGGGUGAUGCUUACUGGUAAGUGGUCACACGGACAGGAAUGGGGCAACGAUUUAAAGAACACCAAGUGCACGAAGAAAAAGUCACGAACACUAAAUCCACGCUGGCAUGAAACGUUUGUAUUUAAUGUAUGUGCUCCAGGAGCAGAGUUGUUGCUUGAGGUGUAUAAUCACGGCCAACUAAGUCAGCCGACGAAGUUGGGUGAGGCUACAGUCCCACUUUCACAGAUAAUGGAUCAGCGACGACAUAACAAAUGGUUGGAUCUAUUACUACCCGAACGACUUCACCGUGCAGGCCUUAACAACGACACCCGAGCGGGUCGGAUUCACGUUUUAUUGCAUUACAAAUUCUCACGAAUGGCUGAACUAUGCAGCUACUUUACAGCAGAGCAAGAUUACGUAUAUGAAUGGCCGGAAUUUCAAGCCGCACAAUUGUAUAGUAAUUUUUGGGUUUUGUUGGAUAAUUUAUGGCCAUAUUUGGAGGUGGUCUGGCAGAUUUUACCAACAUUGAAUUGGGAGCAUCCAACGCACUCAUUUAUGUGCUUUGCUCUUUGCGUAUGGCUUUGUCUAUCACUACAAUGGCUGCCAGUGGUUAUUCACCUUGCACUCAUUGCAUUUGUUUUGCGCAAUUACUUUGAGCUAAAUUUCCAUUCUUUUGCAGGAGUGACAGAUGUGAAAGACCAUUCAACAGGUGCAAAUGUUCAUAUUGAUCAAGAUAUCAGUACUAGCGCAUUCCGACAGUAUAAUUUACCUUCGGGCUUUCAUCACCUUAUGAACAAGAUGACACAUGUCACAAUUGACCAAGAGACAAAGCGAACGCUGCAGUCAGUACAGAAUAACAUGGCUUGGUGGUCAAACAUUAUUAACAACCUUGAGCUUAUGUUUUCAUGGGAAGAUACUUUUUACACUGCACGCAUACUAUUCUACCUCAUCUGGACGGUCCCCUUUAUGUGGUUAACACACUUCAUCUAUGCCAUCCGCCAAUCUAUCAGCUCUUUGGUUCAUCAACACCGUCUUCGGAGCUCCAUGGCACAAGCGGAUCUAAACACUCGACCGUCUGGUGUCGGAUUAACUGGAGGUCUCAGUUUGAGUGACCACCCACGAGCCAUGCGCCGCACCGUCUCAAAUGCCAGUGCUCGAGCCCAUGCACGUGUAAUCAGGAAAGAAGAGGCAUUUGGGGCGGCAGCCUCAGCAAUCUCUAAACGAUUUGUUGUCUCUGGUGAGCCUUCACUUCGCAAGCGGCUCAGAUUUUUCGCUCCAAAUUAUUAUGCAGUCUUUGAUCACUUUGUAACAGGAUGCGUGCUGGACUACUGUGUGCGUUGUGAAGGAGCUAAAGGACAGGUUCGUGGUACACGUGCGCUACUGUCCUCACACCAAGCAAUCCAGGUCAUUUUACUAUUGUAUAUAGUUUACCUUAUUCCGUGA